Messenger RNA from Saprolegnia diclina VS20, 505 nucleotides. RefSeq lists its product as hypothetical. Gene Ontology annotation, molecular function: protein binding. Gene Ontology annotation, biological process: regulation of gene expression. Gene Ontology annotation, cellular component: nucleus. The record is from RefSeq and is a predicted model, not a curated record. NCBI's taxonomy places the organism in Eukaryota, Oomycota, Saprolegniomycetes, Saprolegniales, Saprolegniaceae. Bases 1 to 453 code for a protein of 150 amino acids. The transcript is spliced from 5 exons.
AUGUCCAACGAGGGCCAACUUCUUGUCGCUCUACGUCGUGGCGACGCAGCCACAUUUGCAACGCUGUUGGAAAAAGGCGUCGCAUGCAUCGCCGUCAACAGCUGGGGUCAAACGCUGCUGCACGAAGCAGCUGGCAAAGGCCACGUCGAAAUCGUUCGUUUGCUUCUGCAGCACCUGCCAAAGGUCCCGUUCCGGCACUUGCAGGUGCCUGUUGGCAUCAACGCCACGGAUUCUGUGCUCGGCGAUACGCCGCUCCACUAUGCUGUGUAUUACAAGCACGUGGCGAUCGUCGAGCUGCUUCUCGACGCCCACGCCUCGGUGGUCGUCGCCAACAAUGAACUCGAGACGGCCAUUGCGUACGCCAAGCGCUACGGCGCGCACGAGAUUUUGCCGCUUUUGCUCGACCGUUUGCCUUGGGAGCUCCCAGUAACGACGCCCGCCGAGGCAGCCUAGUAUGUAUAUAUCUAAUUACUUAAUGACCACACAAAAACAUGUCUAUCAAAAU